GUGCAUAUGGAAUUUUUAAGAGUCAGAUGAAAAGAGACUGCAACUCUAUUUGGCUCAACUGUGUAACAGUAGGACAGUUUUCCAAUACUACCAAAUUAUUGCUGCCAAAGAAAAUUUGCCAAAAGAUGCUCUGAGCUGCUUCUAAGUAUUAGAACCAGAAAUUUAUAAUUAAAAGCUUGAGUAGUUCUUCCUAGGAAUCUUUUAUUUUGCCAAGUCCUUUCUACUUACCACAGCGCUACAUAUCCUAUGUAGUCUUUUAUCCAGUUGCUGUCUACUAUGGCAAAAGCAGGUGUGGGAAGCAGUCUGGGGCAAUGGUUCUGGUAGUUGUGUGAGCUCAGUGGUGCUGACAAGUUUUACUUAUGGUAAUCAAGCAGAUCUGGAAAAAAGAGAACUAAAUUUCUGUGGUACUGCAAAGUGCCGCCUCUCAGUCACACCCCGUCAGCGGCAGCUCAGCCCUGUACACUUGUACCUUGCCUGCAGCUCUGCCUCUGCUGCAGGAGACAAACAGCCCAACCACGGGCAAAAAGAUCAGAUUGGACUGAAGGGCACCCACAGCUGUGUCUGGACAUGGUGUGCUAAGAAGCAAACAAAGAAGUUUACCUAGAAGAUAAGUUUUCUUGAAUGAGGAGGGUGAGCGGGAGUGUUCCUCAUCUUCAGCCACAAUGUUGUCUUAUGUCUGCAUGAACUGGAUUCUUCUGGUCCUAUUUACAGGCCCCACAGUAUCAGAAAUAGUGAUCGGAGAGGUUGGUCAGAACGUCACCGUGCCCUGCUUCUACAGCGUCCGGAGGACACAAGACAUCACAUCCAUGUGCUGGGGGCGGGAUAGCUGCCCUAAUUCACGGUGUUCUCGGCCCAUUGUCUGGACAGAUGGAUGGAGGGUGACAGAGCAGUACAGCAGCAGGUACCUAUUGCGAGGGAACCUGACGAAGGGCGACGUUUCCCUCACGAUUGUGAACGCCGAGGAAGCAGACAGUGGGACUUACUGCUGCCGUGUGGAGCACCGGGGGUGGUUCAACGAUCAAAAAACUAAUCUCAAGGUUGUGAUAAGGAAAGCUAGGAUCUCUACUGCAAGUCCUCACACUUACACCUCUGAACAGACAUCAGCUCCUGGAAGCACCAGUGGAUCCUCCUUUACUGUCACAGAAACGUGGCCAGCAUCUGCCUCAGAAGCUCCUGAGAAUGCCUCUGGUCCCUGCUCUGACACCUCAGACUGCUCAGAUGUUACUGCAAACCUGCAGAACACCUCUGUAUCGCUUCCCAGUCAGCAGUAUGCAGAAAAUGGUCUGUACAUUGGGAUUGGGUCAUGUGCAGUACUUCUGGUCAUCCUGAUUUUGGCUCUGUUCCUCACUAAACAAUACUUAUACAAUACGAAGAAGAUGGAUGACUUUGCAAACUUCAUUGCAUUUCAGAGGCCACAAGGUGUGGGGAAUCACAAUGCCCUGGAAGAUGAGAUCCAUGCAGAGGAAAAUGUUUACAUCAUACACUAAGGACUGUAUUAAUGCUUGCCUUUGUCACUGUGGGGACAUUAAAUAGUUUGCAAAAUGUUAGCUGCUCCCUCUGCUCAGCAGCUGCAUGUGUCUGCACUACUGAAGCAUUACUCACAUCGUUCUAAUAAAACAAAUAAAAGCUAAACUUGCAAUUAAAAUCUUUAUCAGCCUGUUCCAGAAAGAGAAACUGAAACCCUACUGUUUUAAAUGGAAAUUUUCAUUUCCUAAAGAAAGUUACCAUUAUAUUUAUUAUCUGCUUCAAAUUCUCGCUUCCUUUUUGGAAAAAAGAGGAAGUGCCAGAAGGGCAGAAUUGACUUCGCUGUGGGUUCUGUCUGCCACCUACCACAGAGCUUGUGCCAUCAGAGGGCAGAAGCAAUAUCAAAGCUGCUGUGACAAACCUGUCACAUGGGAAAACUUGGUAGUAUUAGUGAUUUAAUGUACAUUUAGUUGGAUUUUCAGUGAAGACAAGUAUACCCAGUCCUGGUAACAGCUCAGUAAUACAAUAUACUAAUUCCUGUCCACCUGCAGUUAAAGCUGGGGGAGCUAUGGAUGCUCACCCCUCAUGGGAUGACCUCGGAGCCUACAGCAUCAGUACUUCAAUGUACAGAAUAUUCACACCUUGUGUUAAGAGAACUAUGACUAAAUGUGUUUCUCUCUACAAAAUACAUCUCUUUUUUUCUGUGGUUUUCUCCUCAGGCCCACCUAUACCCUGAGAAGCCCUUGGGGUGGAAAGUCUUACUUCCAGGCAUCUAAAACAACUGAACAAAUAAUACCCACCUUGUAAAGUUAAUUAAGUCCUCUUCUUAGCUUAUGGAGAAGUCAUGGACAUUACACAAAAUAUUGCUUUGAAGUUGGCCUGCCUUCACACCCCUCUAAAUAGCAAACAACUAAUUCAUAAGAAUGCUGAAUGUAUUUGAUGGAUUUUAGCCCAUAAAUACAGAGAAUCUGUGGUUGAAGUCUUUCCUCCAUUGCUCCUCAGUUAGUGAUGUGUCUCAGCUCUUACC
This is a messenger RNA of Manacus vitellinus (golden-collared manakin), 2491 nucleotides long. RefSeq names its product hepatitis A virus cellular receptor 1 homolog. The coding region runs from base 663 to 1487 and encodes 274 amino acids. The transcript is spliced from 8 exons. The record is from RefSeq and is a predicted model, not a curated record. Lineage: Eukaryota; Metazoa; Chordata; Aves; Passeriformes; Pipridae.